Molecule: messenger RNA, 6526 nt
Organism: Acyrthosiphon pisum (pea aphid)
Lineage: Eukaryota; Metazoa; Arthropoda; Insecta; Hemiptera; Aphididae
Product: mucin-5AC
Exons: 5
Coding region: 458-5641 (1727 amino acids)
Molecular function (GO): serine-type endopeptidase inhibitor activity
Source: RefSeq, a predicted model, not a curated record
ACGUCUGUGCCGCACAACGUUCGCAGCGCCAUAGACAGUAUAUUAUAAUAUUAUUCCAAACGCGAAUCCCUCCGACGUGCUCGUGUACGUGCAUUACGCCAUUCGUACAUAAUAUAAUAUAAUACUAUUGCGAUUUCGUUCAUCUCCUCGAUAAUAGCACAACAGUAUUAAUAUCGCGCUAGUAUACCUGACCUACGGUUGCUCUGCCGCGCGACCACCGCUGCCUGUCAGCUAUACCUGUAAUCGCACCCCGCAGAGAAAACCCGGCCGCUUCCGACGAUUAGGGGAUAGGACCGGAAGCGGGCAUUUCAGUUACCACCGGAGUCUAAGUUUUGUUUUUCUCGUGCGUUUCUAAAUACGAUCGCUUUACCGACGCGUCCGUCCCGUUCCGGUCUCAAGUGACAAAGCCGACACAUUUCUACACCCGAGGUUUUCAAAACUAAUGUAAGAUUCAGACAUGGCGGGUACCGAUACCCGGUGGCUGGUGAUCCUGUGUUUGCUCUCUGCAGCGCAAUGUGUUCCUUCCAGGGUUACGUCUCAAUCGGAAACAGAUUCCGAAGAUUCAAGAAGAGUUCUUGGUUCAAGUGUGGUAACAUCAGUAUCUGUGAUAAUGGAUCAUGGAAAUGGCACCAAAACAUAUUUUGCUGAUGGACAAAGUAAAAACAUACAUAAACCUACAGAUACCAUAAUCGGUAGUCCUGGUAAUUUAUUAUCACCAGACCGCUAUGAGUUUUAUACGUUUGACGAAACGGGUGAUUUAGUUAAACGGUUAAUGACAUUGGAUGAAAUACAUGGUUUAAUAGCUGGAGCAGAUCCAGAAUCAGUGAUGGCUGACGCUUCCCCUACAUAUUAUCAUGAUGCACUAUCAAGUCAUUCAUCAGAAGCACUUAUGCACUUACCCGCUUCAGAUCUCGAAUCACUAGAUGCACCAGCAGUUCACAAGGUUCUGGAAAGUGUACAAAAUGUACUGAAAAAUGAAAUGGCUGCUAACUCAGGCAAACCCAUUCCUUCUAUGUCAAGCACAUCUUUACAUCGCCCUGAUUCAGCGUCAGCGUGGUCAGCCUUAUUCCCAGGACUAAUUGAAACUCCAGAUGACGUAGCUCAUCUUUCCGGAUACUUGCUUCCGUCCAAAACAACUGAGUCAAUGGACAUUCCAUUGACUAAAAAACCAUUGUCAUCUACUAAGGCACCGUUAGUAUCAAUGCAACCUCAAUCGACGACACUUAAAUUGCCACAGUCAUCUAUAAAAACGCAAGUAGCCACUACAACAGAAAAAGUGAGGUCAACACCGAAAUACUCCACUGUCAAACCUGAAGUAACAACAAAAUUCACUCAAACACAAUCAACAACACACUCAACAAUACACUCAACAACACAGUCACCAACAAAGUCAACAACACAGUCACCAACACAGUCAACAACACAGUGGACAACACUUAAACCAGCAACGACUAAAAAACCUUUUAGGCCAGUGCAGUCAUUUGAGAAACAAAAGCCAGCACUACAAAAACCUAUUUUAAUGUUGCAUUCAACUGCUAAACCAUCUAUUAUGGCAGAUAGUCUUGAGAUAAAUAAAGAAAUGUCAGCUUCUAUAUCAGAUAUGCUGUCGCAAGUGACUGACAAUCAAUCGUCCAACCACAAACCUUUACAGACUAAUGAUUUAGUAGAAAAAGAUAGUACAGCAGAUUAUGUACCAGAAGAGAGUUCACCAGAAUUAAGCUACUACAGUCCAAUAGCAAUGUCAUUGAGCACUGGUGGUUCUUUGAAACCAGUUACCGAAGCUUUGACAUCAGCUAGAAAACCUCCAAUUACAAUGACGUAUAAAACUUCAACUACAGAUAAGCCAUUUUCGCAAAAGACCACCCCUACCAUCACAGCAACACGAUUUGCACCACCCAAGUCUAAUGUGACUAAACCUCGACCAUAUGCAAAUGCUACGACAGCCUCUUAUAUGACAAAGCCAUCAUCAAUUAAUAAAUUUAAUGCGACUACUGUUUCAACUACGAGAAAUAACUACCAGUACCCACCAAGUAACAUGUCAACUAAAUAUAUGCAAAAAAUUACACAAACCACUCAAGCUUACCCAAAUAAAUUAAUUGACAGUUUCGUAAAAGUUGUUAACAAAACGAUAAACAAUGCAACCCUUAGCGUGAAAAAACCAAUAGACACAUUUUGGAAUUCCACCGAGGAGACGAAAAAUAAAUUCGUCAAAGAGCCCGUUAAAGUUUUCCAGACUAAAGUCACUUCAAAUCGACCAAAUGGCAUAAAUCGAACGAAUGUCACUCUGUCAAAUCGCAUACAAGAAUUAAAAACUACGGCAAUUCCAAAUUUCGGAUAUGGUUCAUCUACAACAACGGUUCGUAGUCAAACAGAACCCGAUAAAUAUGUAUCAGUGAAAGUAGAAGAAUGGCCAAUGACCGCUCAACAUCCAACCGCAUACCCUUCGACUACUCCAUACAUGAGUACCGAAAAAUCGUUCUUUUCCAGCAACAGUCAGCCACUGAACUCUGUUACAGACGCUAACGUCAUUAGAGAUUUAAUAUCGUCUUUUAUGACUAAAUCGUCAACAGCUUCCAGCGUCUCUACUAGUACCGUAUCUCCAACCACUGUUAGCGCUCAACCAACGUUCACUGCCUCCAUGUCGACUACAACACCGUCAGUGGUAAAUACUAUAACUGGAAUUCCGGCAUCGAUGAUCUCGUCUUCAGUUGGAGAUUUAGUGACAACAACAACAACAACAACAACAACUACGACGACUGCAACAACACCUACUACAACAACACCAACUACAACACCAACUACAACACCAACUACAACAACACCAACUACAACACCAACUACAACAACACCGACUACAACAACGCCAACUAUAACAACCACAACAGAAACAGCGGCAGUUACGAAAUUGGAAACCACAACGGCAAAAGUAAUGGAAGCAGUAAAAACCGCUGUGGAAGCUGCAGAUACAGGUGUAACUGUAGUGACGACGACUGCGGCUUCAACGAGCGCAGCAAGUACGACGACGAUCGGUACGACGGCUGCUCAGAUAACAACAGGUACACCGAUAUCACAGACAGCAGCUAUUUUAGCAGUAGAUUCGAUAGUGUCCAGCACGGGGGCUAGGACCACGGCUAAUGCGACCGAGGUCACGUUUACAACACCAGAAUCGGAAACUCAGUACGUUCCGGUCACACAUUUCCUUCCGGAAUUACAACUGAAAGACAGACCAGAAACCGAAAGCAACAACAGUGCGCCCGGCGUAGACCUGAUGCUAAAAGAUGGUAUAAAUGCCGUGGCUAGCAUGUUGCAAAACACACAAAAGCCGGCGGUGGCGACGGGUCUUGAAACGGAGUACCAAGAAAUUGGCGAGCGCCCCUACGAGAAAUUGUCUUCGGCUGAGGGAAAACAAUCAUCCACUGAACAAGCCAGCCGAAAGCAGGCGACGGUUAAGUCGGACUAUGACGAGACCACCACAUUUGCCGUGUCCGAGAACGCGGCCACGCAGGACUUUUACGACUUCACUACGAAUUCAGCAGAGUUGAUUACCAAGUUCCCGGAGCCAAACGACACGAUUGCUGCAGAAUCGGUGACCACCAAUGACACAGAAGAGGUGUUGCGCAAUUCAGAAUCUGGCGUGGAAAUGUUGACUGUGUUUAAUGUCAGCUCCACUGGUGGUCCCGGGCAAGUGGCCAAACUGGAAGAUUUAUCAUCGGAAACGCAAGUGUUUUUCGACACUACUACGCCAUUUGAAAACCGUGGUGCCGUUACCAAUCCGGAGAUCGGCAACGAAGAAUCAGUAACCACAACGUUCACCCCUUAUAUCGCGCCGGUGACGAGGGAGGUAACAAUGUCAACUGCAACCAUGCCAUCCACAUCGACCACCACGAUACUACCAUCACCGACGCCAUCAGUGAAAGCAGCAAUAGCAACAGCAGCAACAGCUACAGUAUCAACAACAUCAGCAGCAGCAACAGCAUCAGCAGCAGCAACAGCAUCAGCAGCGGUAACAGCCACGACGGUAGAAUCUGAAGUCCAAAAUUCGAUGACGGCAGUAUCCGAAAACUCUACGGCGGCCGCGACAAACUACACCACUUGGUCCACGCCAGCCACGGUCACUCUGCCGCCAGCAGUAAAAUCGCCUGGACCGUCGUCCAAUGCUUAUAGACCACAGAUGGCCAACAGUGCGUCUCCGUCCACAGUUGAACUGCAUCCUGCGCCACACGAGAGUAUGGGCAUGGAAGCGAGUGUAGCGUUUUUGGGCGAUGAUGUGCGCCGAUUUGCUGACCUUUGUAACGAGUUGUCAUUCAAGAUGUGGACAGCCGUUACCGGAAAAGGUCAGAUAGCCUCUAGAAGUCUGGUACUGUCUCCGUUCGAGCUGACUGCUAUGCUGGCCAUGGUAUUCCUAGGUGCCCGUGGUUCUACUUCCGGUCAAAUGAACGACGUGCUUAGGCUUGAUGACAUGGUCACGUUCAAUCCUCACCAAGUGCUCAGAAACAUAACGCACUCAAUAACCAAUAUCAACAAUCCAGGUGUGGCCACUGCGUCUUUUGUCCGGGAAAUCUACAGCCACAAGGGAAAUGGAAAAAUACUAGAAUUCUAUAAAGAACGAGUACAGCAGUAUUACGAUGGACACGUAGAGGAAGUAGACUUCAAUACGAUAGGAGACGUUUUAAGAAGACGAACAAAUUUAUUAGUCAAAAGACAAACUUUGGGUCGUGUUGUGGAAUAUCUUCGUGGUUCUGGGUUGAGUUUGACACCACCAUUCGCCGCAUUCAGUGCUAACGUAUUCCAGACGAGCUGCGAGAGCGCCUCCACCGAGGGCAGGGACGGCGAAAUGUACUUCGUGGUGAGGCCGUCGACCAGACAACGGCGCCUGGUGCCAGUGCCCGCGGCCGUGUGGCGCGGUGGAUUCCUGGCCGGCUACGAGCCCGGGCUGGACGCAACGGCCGUUUGCCUGGGCCCGGACUCGGCGGUGUCCACCAUACUGGUGCUGCCGGGCCAACAGGGCCAGGUGGCCCCGGGCGACGGCCUCGCCCGGUUGGAGCAGCGGCUGAUCGAGACGUCGUACCGUCGGGGCGGCUGGUCUCGGGUGCUCCGGAGCCUGUUGCCCAGACCGGGGCUCGAGCUGCAGGUGCCUAGGUUCUCGCAUCGAUCCGUGCUGAACGCCACGGCCGCCCUGCAGAAGAUGGGCCUCCGGGACGUGUUUAGCGACCAGAAGGCCGACCUGCGCGGCGUCAACGGCCUGUACGACCUGUACCUGUCCGACAUGUUGCAGGUGAACACGUUCAGCACGUGCGGCGAGGACACCAUCGGCGCCCGGCACCACGUGGAGACGUACCCGGCGUCGCCGCAGCGGAUGGGCCGUGCCGGCCACGAGAGCGGCCCGGGCAGCGACCACGGCGACGGCCACGGGAGCGACGACGAGAGCGUCCGCGACGGUGGUCGCCGGAAGCGCAACGCCGAAGACCUGCCGCUGCACAGCCCGUACUCGCAUUUGCCGCUCAACCUGCGGCCCAGACAGGCGCGGCUCCCGGACGUGCCGAGGCUCCGGUUCGACAGGCCGUUCCUUUACCUGGUCAGGCACAAUCCCACAGGGAUGAUCAUCUACCUGGGUAGGUUUAACCCGAGGCUGUUGCCGUGAACCAUCGUAACGGUUAUAUUAUAAUAAUUAACUAAAUCAUCAUUAUUAUUAUUAUUAUUAUUAUUACUAUUGAUAAGACAUAAUAUUAUAAUUUUACUAUGUGUACACACUAUUACACUAUUGCCAAACGAUAAUAAUGAUAAUUUUUAAGUGAGUUUCAAUUUUUCAAAUAUCAAAUUGACCGCAAGACAUACCUCGUUUGUGGACGGUAAAACAAGCGCAGCGUUCCGUUUUCGACACGAAAAUUUAACUAAUUUAGACAAUUAUAUUAUUGUGUUUGGCAUUAGGUUAUUAUUGGAACUAAUCCAGUCGAUUUCACUGACAUUUAACAAUGAAAAUAAUUAAAAAUUAUCCAUUGAUAUUUUUUAAAUAAUUUUAUGAUCUUGGUAAAAUCGACAUCCUAAACGUUUGUUUAAGUUUAAUAUAUUUCAGAAUUUGAAUGAUAUACAACGAUUUUAUUUUAUACAUUAUAUAUAGGUAUAUUUUGUUUAUACGUACAAUUUAUUAUUAUUAUUUAUAGGAUAUUUUUCAGUUUAUUAUUAUUUUAAUAAUAUUAUACUAAAUGCGUUACUAUAAAACUGUGACACGCUUUGUGAUAUAUAUUUUGGCAAUAACACGAUAAUUAUAUUAAAUAUUAGAUUUUUUAUACGUAAAAUAAGAUUGUUCCUAGUUUUUUUAAGGAAUUGUGUCUAAAUACUUUUUUUAUAUACAGAAUAAGUAAAUCCAUGAUUCCGUUUUUGUAAAUGUUUAUUUUAAAUCAUUUAUAAUAAAUUGUCUGCAAUACACUAAUCAUUAAUGUGCAGUUAAAUUUAUUUUAGUUUUAGUCAAAAUUGUAAUUAUUUAAUUAUUAUUUUUAUAACAAUAAAGAAUUAUACAGGUACCUUA